Molecule: messenger RNA, 866 nt
Organism: Jatropha curcas
Lineage: Eukaryota; Viridiplantae; Streptophyta; Magnoliopsida; Malpighiales; Euphorbiaceae
Product: LOB domain-containing protein 21
Source: RefSeq, a predicted model, not a curated record
AUAAGCCAAAGCAACAAUAAAUUAGUAUUACCAACUAUGUCGAUUGGUACACAUAAAUAAUGUGUGUAUAUAUAGUAGUAAAUGGUUGUGAAGGAUAUAGGACAGAGAAGGUGGACUGUGAUAUAUGAAGCAAUGAGAAGUCAAGAGCCUCGUUCAAGCUCUUCAUGUGCAGCCUGCAAGUUCUUAAAAAGAAGAUGCAUAACAAAUUGCAUAUUCGCACCGUAUUUUCGAUCCGAUGAGCCUAAGAAGUUCGCAAAAGUACACAAAGUUUUUGGUGCAAGCAACGUAAGCAAGAUCCUCAUUGAAGUUCCUGAAGAGCAAAGAGAAGAUACUGUCAAUUCUUUAGCUUAUGAAGCUGAAGCAAGGCUUAGAGAUCCUGUUUAUGGUUGCAUUGGUGCUAUUGCUUUGUUGCAGAGAAAAAUGGUUGAACUACAACUUGAUCUUGCCAUUGCUAAAGCUCGUUUAGCUAAGUAUACUGCAAAUUCUUCGUUUUCUUCUUCUCCUUUUCUCCAUGAUUAUCCCAGUAACUUGCCACCAAAUUUCUCUGAAUUUCCUGCUUGCAGUGGAUUUAUUGGAAAUUUUAGCCAAAAUUCAUCUGAGUCGAGUCAAGAUGGGUUUAUCAAUAUUGAUUUUAGUCAAUUCCCAUAUAUAUUUUAGUAUUUUAAGAUAUAUAUAUAUGUAUUCUUUUUCUUUUCCUUCUUCCUUCUCUCGUGUUAAUGUUGAUUUCAAGAACUUGGCUUUUCCAGCUUAUGUUUCCAAUCAAGAAUUAAACAAAGGGAAAUUCUCUGAAUAAUUCAGAUUAGUGUAGUUUAUUAUAUCAAAAUUGUUCUAUGCACUGGUCAAUUAGCUUAUUUAUAUUUUUUACA